Messenger RNA from Medioppia subpectinata, 2376 nucleotides. Lineage: Eukaryota; Metazoa; Arthropoda; Arachnida; Sarcoptiformes; Oppiidae. The record is from the annotation of a GenBank genome assembly.
AUAGGAGUGAAUCAAUACAAGCCAAGGGAUGACGUGAUUCCCAAUUCAUAUGCAUUUCCCGUACGAUAUCUUGAGACCCAUUCGGACGGAAAGGCAUGUCUUUUGGCAAACAAAGAGCGGAUACUUUGGUUGUCACAAAAGUUGCCAAAUAUAAAGCGCUUAACAAUCGGUCCCUUUGACACCAAUUACAAGACAUUACACGAUAUUCUCGAAGCGUUUCAAUCCGUCAAUUGGCUAAACAUGUAUGGCUUUAAAGACACACAGUUCCGACAAUUGGGACAACUCUUGUCGGGAAGAGUCACCAAAUGUGUGGCAAACACUCACUACAAGUAUUGUAAAGGAAAUAUCGUUGGAUUGAUUGAAGAGAUGAAAGGAUUAGUAAAACUUGUUGUUUGGAUCAAUAAUCGAGAAGAUAUGGCAAAAUUGUUCAAUUGUUUGCCUCAAAGUAUUAAAUCGUUGGACAUCACAUCAUUCACUCAUAAUGUCUUAGACCUCGAAAUGGCCGAAAAUUUAAUGACAAGCAAUGCAAGACAUUUAGAUUAUCUAUAUAUCGAUGGCCUAAUCAUUACAGAAGAGGCACUCGAGAUGAUUAACAAUGGUUUGGAUCUGAAAGCAUUUGGCUAUGAUUUGACUGGAAUUACAGGAGACAACAAUGAAUGGCAUUGUUUGCAAAGUGUGGCCAAAAAACAGACAAAACUCAUAUAUUUAAGCCUCAAUUCUUCGGUAUUUGCCGAUUAUGAAUACAGUGAACAGUGGUAUCGAUUCCCAAAUGUGAAAACACUUGAUCUGUUUCACUGUCACAUAUCUGAAUUGGCGUUUGAGGCACUCAUGAGAUGCUUCCCGGGGCUCAAGACUAUUGUAAUAAAUCACACAGAGAUAGUCGAUGAGACUCAAGAGGACGAAUGUUACUGCUCUACAAAGACCGCCGUUUUGUGUAAACAACUCAACGAUUUUCACAAUUUAUCGGCCAUUCAUUUGGAUCGUUAUAAUUUUUGUGCCAUUUCUUGUGAGUCAUGUAAAGCCUUCUUCCGGAGGAAUGCAACCAAAUUAGAUGAGUAUAAGUGUCCGUUUGAGGACAAAUGCAAAGUAAAUGUCGUGACCAGAAAAUUCUGCCGCAAGUGUCGGCUCCGCAAGUGUUAUGCCGUCGGAAUGAAACAGGAAUGGAUUCUCAACGACGAGGAGAAAGAGUUGCGGAAGAAUAAGAUCGAAGAGAACCGAAAGAUCAAAGAGAUUACCGACAAAAAGGCCACCAAAACAAAGCACCCGAAACAGCCGGCGGGCAGUCUAUCGCCGCCGCAAACAUCGACCAGCGGUGACACAACCGCUGAUCUCUUUGACACCAACUCUAACACAAUUAUCAGCGACGACGACAUCAUCACCAAUAUUAUGGAUAUCGAGCGAUAUCUCACACCAAACGACAACAACAACAGCGCCGAUGAUAUGACCGUCGAUACGAUGACCACAAUAAUGACCGACAACUGCGGCGACGGCACCGGCUGUUCGGCGGGAGAGUCGGCCGACGGCGACGAGAUCUCUGACCGCACGUACCAGAAGGCGGUGGAGUUGGAGUUGGCUGUACUGCCCAUACCUAAGCCGCUGGACAACUGUACGGCGCUGAAUGAGGCCGAACGGACACGAAUGGCCGAGUUGUUCAAAGUUCAGGCGGCGCUCAAUUGGAAGCGUUUGCCCGACAAUAAACUGGUGGCCGAAACCAUUGAUGAAGUGAUCAAGUUUUUUGUCUCAAAGUUUGAUAUCUAUGUCCAACACCUCGUGGACACCACUAAACAGUUGGCCGCGUUUCAGUGCCUGUGCGAGAAUGAUAAGAUCGCCCUGGUAAAAUAUUCUAGCCUCGAGAUACUGCUUAUGCGUACAGCCAUUAAUUUUAAUUACGAAAAUGAGUACUGGACUUUUAUCAUGGACGAAGAGAAUUCAAUAAUACUUAAACUGGAUUUAUUGAAAUCAGUCAAAAGGGACUGUUAUUCAUAUUUUAGGACAUUUCUACACAAAUUUGGCAGCGAAUGGGAUUCCGACCCUUUUAUUAUAGAUUUGUUAAUGCCGAUAAUACUGUUCAAUCCCGAGCGACCAAACAUUAUCGAUAAGGAGUAUAUUAAAGUUCAACAACAGAUCUACAUGUAUUUACUUCAACGCUAUUUACGGCUGAAAUACCCGUCGGAAUGCGAAACAAAGGCCAAAUUCUUGCGGAUUCUGAAUCUAUUGGAAUAUUUGCAAAAAUUGGAUGAAAUUCAUAAAUUGAAUUACAGGGAGACGACCGACAAUCCCAUGGACUUCGGGCCCAUUAUGCGCGAAGUGUUUGACAUACCGGCCAUCGAUGCCAUACCAGCCCCUGAGCUCAGAGUAGAAGCGAUCACUCAAUGA